AUGCCGGCACGCUCACAAGAAACCAGCAUCGACCAGCAUCGCGCCGAGAUCGAGCGCCUUACGCAGGAGGGCGCCAGUUGCGAGCAGGUUGCAGCCACGUUGAGGGCUGCCGGCUUCACCGUCAGUGCCAAAACCAUCAGUCGGUACCGCGUCGCGUGGGGUCUCCGCAAACGCCAGGCGAGCACCAAGGGCAGGACGUACCCCAACAGGAAGCGCACCGUCGCGUCGCAGGACACGCCUAGCAAGACCAAGUCCCAAGAGGCGCGCAAAGCAGAAAUCACCCGACUCACCCACCAAGGCAAGACCCCCGAGGAGAUUGUCGAGGCCCUCGAAGCCCAAGGCAUCCACUUCAAGAAUGCCGUCAGCACCAUCUGGCGUCUGCAGACCUCCUGGGGCUUGAUCGAGCCCGACAAACACAGAUCGCGCGGCACGGGACCAUACAAGAAGAAGAAGUCUCCCAGUCAAAACAACGAGGGUCGAGCUGGACCAGCGCAGAAGAAGCGCAAAGAGAUUCUCGCGCCUUCGAAUCCGGGUGAGAUCCUGCAUUAUCCGACCAACCUGCAGAAUGGCCCGUCGAAGCGUGGCGGCCCAGGUCAGACGCCACAUGGAGAUGACAUGGACGCGAGCUACAACAUGGACUCUAACCAUGGCCCGUACCCGGCUUUAGACAACCGGAUGCAGUUAUCUAAUCCCAGCGACGUUCCUUCCGUCAACGUGGCCGCAGAGCUCAUGGGCACCGAACUUCUUAUCGACCUGGCGAAUAGCACUCUAGCAGCAGCCCACAGAGUCAAGGAGCUGUAUCUGGCGCAGCAAGGCCUUCGCCCCGGCCCCGGCAUGAGCAGUUUGCCAACGGAUGAGGACAUUGCAACAGCGAAGCGGAAGGUGCGAGAGAGUGCGGCUGUCAUGCACGACAUGGCCAUGCCCAAUGUGGUGGAAUCUUGA
Molecule: messenger RNA, 942 nt
Organism: Fulvia fulva
Lineage: Eukaryota; Fungi; Ascomycota; Dothideomycetes; Mycosphaerellales; Mycosphaerellaceae
Exons: 2
Coding region: 1-942 (313 amino acids)
Source: RefSeq, a predicted model, not a curated record